Molecule: messenger RNA, 888 nt
Organism: Aplosporella prunicola CBS 121167
Lineage: Eukaryota; Fungi; Ascomycota; Dothideomycetes; Botryosphaeriales; Aplosporellaceae
Exons: 2
Coding region: 1-888 (295 amino acids)
Source: RefSeq, a predicted model, not a curated record
AUGGAGCAAAACCAGAUUGACGACGCCGGCUAUGAUGCCAUUCAGUCCGAGGAUGAAGAGCUGGCCCUUGGCCACGCCAUCGAAGGUAUGUCCGCACCGUUCAAAAAUGUUGAAACCCCAAGUGUCAACUGCGUCGUAGAUAUCGUUCAAACCCGUAUCUUCCCGCCCGGCCUCGUCGACGUCGUUCACGUCAUCGAUCUCAACAUCACGAUUGACAACCAGCCGCACUUCAUUGUCGCCAUGAUCAUCGACUACGGCGGCAUGCGCCACACCCUCUCGCGCACUCCGCGCCCCGUCGGCACUCCUGUUCUCGACGUCAUUCAAGAAAUGUACGACUGCUUCCUCAUGAUAACCAAGAGCUACAUGGGCGGCCUGGACGGUCCAUGGGAGCCCAUCACUGUCGACCUCGAGACAGUCUGGGGCUACGGCAACGGUCCGGAGACCAGACUCACGGAGCUGGACCGCUGGAUCCGCGAGAAGGCUAACCCUCUGUACCACGAAGCCGUCGGAAAGGCCCCGUUCGUGCGCACCACGUACCCCGACUCGGACCCGCGCAUCGCGGUCCUGAACUCCAUCUACGUCAAGGUUUCCCGCCACCCGGCCCUGCGCGCCUACUUCCCUUACCUCCAGGUCUGCAUCGUUGACGACCCCACUAACGCUGGCUGGCGCUGCUUCGCCGUCGUGUUCUCGACUGUCCGCUACGUCGCCCUCACUUCGGUCAUGGGCAUGGAUCACAUCCCUCGGUACGGCUCGACUUUGGAGGCCCUGCGGGCGCUUGACUGCGAGCUUCUUUGCCAGGACUGGGUUGUGGCGCAGGAGUGGAGGGGCGGUUGGGAUGGUGCGGUCGGGAGGCGCAGCGCGCCGCUUCCUGACACAGACGAUUCUUAG